Messenger RNA from Purpureocillium lilacinum, 1206 nucleotides. Its product is annotated as pantothenate synthase. Gene Ontology annotation, molecular function: pantoate-beta-alanine ligase activity. The record is from RefSeq and is a predicted model, not a curated record. Lineage: Eukaryota; Fungi; Ascomycota; Sordariomycetes; Hypocreales; Ophiocordycipitaceae. Gene Ontology annotation, biological process: pantothenate biosynthetic process.
AUGCUGCGGCGCCCCAUCCUCGCCGCCUCGAGGGCCGUUGGGGCUACGGCUGCGGGGGCGGCGGCGGCCCCUCGCGCGAUGCCCCGGCUGAACGCACUCGCAGCGUUGCGGCCGGUGUCGUCGCCGCUGCCGCUGCUCUUCUCCCGGGCGCACCGCAGCAACGGCGCCGGCGCCGGCGAGACCAUCCCCUCGACACCCAUCCGCGUCCUCCGCGCCGUUGAAUCCCUCCGCCGCUGGCGCAAGCCCCACGUCAUCAACCACCGCUCCGUCGGCCUCGUGCCCACCAUGGGUGCCCUGCACGAGGGCCACCUCGCGCUGGUGCGCGCCGCCGCCCGCGAGAACCACCACGUCGUCGUCAGCAUCUACGUCAACCCGGCGCAGUUCGGCAUCCGCGAGGACCUCGGCUCCUACCCCGUCACCUGGGACACCGACGUCGCGGCCCUGGCGCGCCUCGACCGCGAGCUCGCCGACGACGGCGCCAACCUCGGGCGCAUCUCCGCCGUCUUCGCCCCCACCACCGACGACAUGUACCCCUCGGGCUUCCCCGGCCAGGCGGUCGACAGCAAGGGCAGCUUCGUCACCAUCACGCCCGUCGGCGAGGUGCUCGAGGGCGCGAGCCGGCCGACCUUCUUCCGCGGCGUCGCCACCGUGUGCAUGAAGCUCUUCAACAUCGUCCAGCCCGACCGCGUCUACUUUGGCCAAAAGGACGUGCAGCAGACCGUCGUCAUCCGCCGCAUGGUCCGCGACCUCAUGGUCCCCACUCAGGUCGUUGUCUGCCCGACGGAGCGCGAGCCUGACGGCCUCGCCCUGAGCUCCCGCAACGUCUACCUCGGCACCCGCCGCCGCAGGGUCGGCAUCGUGCUCAACAGCGCGCUGCGCGCCGCCGAGGCGGUGUAUCAUGCCGGGCAGCUCGACCGGGGCGCCAUCCUGGGCGCCGCGCACGAGAUCACGGGGACUGUGCUGCGCGCUCAGAUGGAGCUCCCGCCCGACGAGCGUGCCAUCUUCGAGGUCGACUACAUUUCGCUGGCGGACCCGGACACACUGGAGGAGGUGGACGCGGUCGACCCGGAUAAGGGCGCCGUCAUCAGCGGCGCCAUCAAGAUGCUGCCGCUGGAGAAGGCGCGCGAGGGAGAGGACGUGGGCCACGCCGGCGGGCCGCAGGUCAGGUUGAUAGACAACAUUAUCCUCAAGCGGAGGAGUUCAUAG